AUCUCCAGGAGAUAGUGAGGAGAUUAUCAUUUUCAUUCAAUAUGUACAUUUUGAUAUUCUUUGCUGUCGCAUGUUACAUUGUCUAUCAUCUCUUCAAUGUCUACCGCGAGGCGUCGUCAAGGCUUCCACCAGGACCAUUCCCACUUCCAUUCAUCGGAAACCUCCAUCUCCUCUCCAGCAAGCCAUACGUGGAUAUGGCAAGACUAGCACGCAAGUAUGGUCCCGUUUAUCGUCUUUGGAUGGGACGUAACCGCGUUGUUGUGAUUAAUAACUGUGCAUUUGCCAAGGAAGCGAUGCUCAGACGAGGGACCAACUUUGCUGGAAGACCACAAAACUCAUUUAUCGGGGACAUAUUUUCUAGACACGGUAAAGAUGUAGGUUUCCAGACUUACACAGCAAAGUGGAAGGCCCAAUCUAAAGCUAUUGCAUCGAAUAUUAAUGAAUACAUCCGACAAAACAAAAUGGAGGAUAUGAUAACCGUCGAGCAUUUUCCGUUCGCCAUCAUCAAGAGUAUCAAACAUGCUGUUAUGGUACGCGAUAGAAUCCUCAACAAGAAAUUUGACGAACAUAAAUUGGACUUUGAAACACAAGCUUCACGGACUGGUGAUCUUACUGACCUGUUGAUCGAUAUGACGUACAAAAGAUCCAGCGAAGACCCCGAGACUGUACCAGAGUAUAGAUUAACCGAAGACCACAUUACUAUGACAAUUAAUGAUGCCAUUGCAGCCGGAAGUGAUACCCCGAUUAAUAGCUUUCUGUGGAUUUUGUACUUUCUGGCCAAGUACCCCUCAGUCCAGAAUCGUCUCCAACGGAAAAUCGAUGACGUCACGGAUCCGACUUUUCCAAUAAAAUGGGAGGACCGCCGUAAAUUCCCUUAUUUGGAAGCUUUCAUCGCGGAAGUUUUGCGUUUUACAAGUUUUAAUGCUCUUGCGGUCCCCCACAAGACCAUUACUGACACUUCACUCGGUCCUUACAACGUGCCUAAAGGUACUACGGUGUUAAUGAAUGUGUACGCCAUCCAUCAUGACCCUGASGUCURGGAGAACCCUGAAGAAUUCUCCCCAGACCGGUUUCUGGACGAAAAUGGUUCCUUCAGUAUUGAGCGCAGUUCCAAUAUGGUUGCGUUCGGAAUCGGUCACCGCUCGUGUCCUGGAGAAGCCUUGGCAAAGAUGGAGAACUUUCUGUUCACAUCUCAUAUCUUACAGAAGUUCAACGUAGUGGCCGAUAAGCAUGUUGGUCUACCAAGCGUCACUGAUGCUACAUUUCGCAUUACAUUGCAGCCAGCGGAUUUCAAAGUGGCUUUUUUACUGMGAGACUGACGUGUUUUCCUUCAGUUCAAUUUUACCAGGAGAAAUGUUUUUUCUUUGAUCAGAAAAAAAACUUUCACAAAACAUUAAUGGUUAUUGGUUUCAACUCUUUUACAGUCUUUUGCAAAAAUUAUGAGAAUUGUUGAAAUAUCGAAAUAUCAUAAUAUCGAGUGCAUGAUGGGUAAUCCCGCGCGAUGCCCUUGGACCCUUGUCUUUGUAGUUUU
Molecule: messenger RNA, 1531 nt
Organism: Exaiptasia diaphana
Lineage: Eukaryota; Metazoa; Cnidaria; Anthozoa; Actiniaria; Aiptasiidae
Product: cytochrome P450 2M1
Exons: 2
Coding region: 42-1319 (425 amino acids)
Biological process (GO): hormone biosynthetic process; progesterone metabolic process
Molecular function (GO): heme binding; steroid 17-alpha-monooxygenase activity; iron ion binding
Source: RefSeq, a predicted model, not a curated record